Necator americanus (New World hookworm) is the source of this 741-nucleotide messenger RNA. RefSeq lists its product as uncharacterized. The transcript is spliced from 7 exons. NCBI's taxonomy places the organism in Eukaryota, Metazoa, Nematoda, Chromadorea, Rhabditida, Ancylostomatidae. The record is from RefSeq and is a predicted model, not a curated record. The coding region runs from base 1 to 741 and encodes 246 amino acids.
AUGGAAAUGGAGAGACGUCUGGAGAAGGAGAUCGUCGUUAAAAUGCCACCACCAACCAUGUACACGAAACAAGUUUUAAUGCCAGUCUGUAAAUAUGAAGUGCUCGAUGGUUCACCAACUGGUCCACCAGUUUACUACGCAACUGUUGGACAAAUGGCAAGGAUACUUGUCUACCAUAAAUGGACAUGUGAAGCUGAACAAGAGGACACGUUCUGUAUGACGGUCCAUUCAUGCUUUGUUGACGAUGGAAAUGGGGAAAGAGUACAACUUAUCAAUGAAAAAGGUUGUGCACUUGACAAGUAUUUACUCACAAAUCUGGAAUAUCCUAGCGAUUUAAUGGCAGGACGUGAAGCACACGUAUACAAGUAUGCAGAUCGCGACAAUAUGUAUUUCGACUGCCAGAUUACUUUACGGAUUAAAGAACCUGGAUCCGAGUACUGUGAGGUGCCAUCCUGUCCGGACCCACCACGUCGACGUCGUUCACAUCAACCAUUACUGUCCACACCUACGAACACGGAACUAAAAGCCAUUGAAUCGAGCGACUUCAUCAUUCCACAUGACGAUAUUGUAAAAUUAAAUUGGGUACAAAUGAACUUCGAUAUUAAACAGGCUCUCCUCUGCAUGAGCAACAUCGGAUUGUCCUUGGUGUGCCUUUUCAACGUCUCCAUUAUCCUCAUAUCAGCAGUUAUUGUAUUCUCAGCCGUUCGUGCUCAUAGUCUUAACGCUAAACUUCGAUAUUAG